Messenger RNA from Pangasianodon hypophthalmus (striped catfish), 6779 nucleotides. It is a transcript of the gene tnxba, whose product is annotated as tenascin XBa. Lineage: Eukaryota; Metazoa; Chordata; Actinopteri; Siluriformes; Pangasiidae. Gene Ontology annotation, molecular function: protein binding. The record is from RefSeq and is a predicted model, not a curated record. The coding region runs from base 2058 to 6317 and encodes 1419 amino acids. The transcript is spliced from 15 exons.
UAGCAUGUGCUUACCUUAGCAUAUCCACACACUUAUUCAUUUGGCCAGCUCUUUCACCUGUACAAACCCUUCCAUUUCAUGCUCGUCCAGUGAUGGAGCCUCACUCAGCAGUUCAGAGGGGGUGUUUCAGUUUCCCUGCAAAUACUUCUGUUUAUUUUGUUGAAGUUGCCCACCCUCUACCCUGCUCAUGAGGUGAGGAGUGUGAGAGGAGCCUUUGUGCUCAGGUGAACUCAAAACUGUCUGUACAUAUGAAAAGGGCAGGACAGAGCCACAUUCAAACACUACAAACACUUAUUCUUAAGAUGUUCUUAAAAUGGUAUGAAAAAUGAAUUGCUUCAAUAAAAUGGUGAGUCGUUUAGUUUAGCCUGCUGGGAAAGGCAAAGAGAAUUCUUUCAGGUGGAGCAGAAAGUAUAGAGAACAGUGAGAGAGAAGCAGAGGAAGUGUGAACAAUCAGGAAGGAAAGGUAAGGAAGGUAAUGGGUGGAGGUCAGGAGAUUGUGGAGAAGGCUGAGGGAACAAACCAAAGCUUUAUGCGCUAAUAUUAUUUUAAUCUCUGAAGGCCAGUCCAAUGUAAGCAACCAGGGGGCUUUGGCCGUCACUUCACUCAGGACCAAGUGAAUGGCUGCCUUGUCUUUCUAUCACCAUUAAACUUCUCAUUACUUUAGCACCAAUAAAUGCAAAUAUAAAUGUUUUGAAAUGCAUAUAUUUUCAGUUGUAUAGAAGAAAGGAAUCUUUUUAUAUGAUUUUUUUAUGUGACUAGUGGUGUGCACUAAAAAUGUUCUCCCCAAAUACUGUAACUUGGAUACACAUUUGCAGUUUUUCUUAUAUAUGGGCAGUUAUAAGGGACCAACUUCAAACAUACAUACAUACAUACAUACACACAUAUAUAAAACCUGAAAAUGGUUCACAUAUCAUAUUUUAAUUUUUCUCUCCAUCCUUUACAGCAUAGUAGCUGAUUAUACUUAUAUUUAAUCAGUCCAUCAGCAGAGUAACAAGCUUCUCCUGAAUAAAUAAAUCCAGUCUGUGUUCUCACUUAUUAUUUCCAAAUCGUAUUAUUUUAUAUCUCAAGAAAUUCAUAUUUUUACCUCAUUAUUCUAUAAAAUCUCAGUUGUAGAUGAGCUUGUGUAUGGCUGUUUCACCCUGUCUGUGUACAUCCACGGCUGCAUAAAGGCCUGGCUUUAGCCCUAGUGAAAAAGGCGAAGGUCAGCUCAGACACACUGAGGAACUAAUGUGAGAAUGAAGCAUCCUGUGAAGUAGGUCCAGAUAGGAAUACUGUUGAGAACAGGCCACCCAUCAUGAUGCAGCCGGGGUAGUGACAAGCCCUCUUUAUAUUCCUGUGGAAAGGGGAAAAAGUCCUGACUGUAACACAUGGGCAUACUGAGGAAAAGUACUCUACAUAUCCUAUAUAGCAUGACAGAGAUGAGAUUUAUAUAUCUGCAGUGAAACAAAUAGAUAUAUAAGGCCACGGAGCAUGAGCCUGUGUCGGUAUGGGUAUAUGCUUGAAUGCAUGUUCAUGUGUUGUGCUUAAUAUCUGUAUCAUGCUCAGUUAUAUCACACAUAAGAAUGAACAGCCACGUAUCCAAAAUGAUCUUAGAAAUUUAUUAAAGACAACUUACAAAUAAAGAUGAUGCCAGAUUGUUAUUAUUUCUUUCUUAUAAUACUUAAACAUAUAUAGGAGUGUGUUUAAACUUGCAGCUUUCUCAUUCUAGAUAAAUAAAACAGAACAAGUCACAUACUUACUGUAAAUCACCUGAGAGGCGGGGAAUCUGGAUGUUACAUUAAGUACAUAGGUUUGGCUGCCUCCCACCUCAAAUGCCGGUGUACCUUGUGCAAUCUUUCUUCCUUCUAGCUUUCUCAGACAGUCCAUUGGAGGUUCUCAGGUCAGAUGGAUGGAGCCAGACUGUAGCAGCUCAAAACAGCAGCUCAAGAUCGAGUAAUACAUAAGAUUUGGCACUAUCUAAACCAGUGCCAGGAUUUAAUUCUUCUCAAACUUUAUUAGCAAAGUAGAUUUUCAAUCUCUACCCAAAGCAGUGACUGUUCCCCUGACAUCCAUUCAUUAUGCUCAUCUUCCUGGCUUUCCUCUUCUUACUAACCCCUUUUCCUACUCUUCAAGCCUCAGUAGGCGAGAGGAAAAAUUCCACUAAAACAGCACCUCAUACUAUUACUACAUUGAAUAUCAAACCAAAAACCCCAACCCUUUCUCCUGCCUCAAAAAUCAGUAAUGUCAGUCAGACCCUGUUCUCUACAACAAUGCCUCCUGAGACUCCUAGCUUUAAGAAAACCUCCAAAGACAAGCCUCCCUCAAGCUCGCCCAUCAAAGUUGUCAUCACUGAAGGCUGCAUUCAGAAGGAGCCUCAGAAAGACACGGUCAACAGCAGCAAAGCGCAGGAAACAGAGCUGAGUCUGAAGCCAGGUUCUCCUCUGGUGAUGACGCACCAUAUCAGCCUGAUGCCAGGCUCUUGCUCUGGAGGCUGUGAGGCUGAGAUGACUGCACUGAAGGACCGAGUAGAGAUCCUGGAAAAGGAAAUGUCAGCUUUGAAGAAAAAGUGCACCCUCUGCUCUGGAGUACAGUGCCCAAAUAACUGCAACAAGAAUGGAAACUGUGUCAACGGAAAAUGUGCGUGUCAGCCCGGUUUCACUGGCAUUGACUGCAGCAAAGGAGCUAAUAAGGAAAAUAAGCUGGCCUCUGAUAGUACACCUGUCAAGAAAGUGACAUCAUCCUUGGAACAAUCAAAGACAAACAAUAUAAUAACAAAUAGAAAGGACAAAGUGGAAAGGCAUCAAGAUCAAGCGAGAGGUCCAGUAACCGGCGAGAAAAUGCCACUGAACAAAGAUUUGCCUCUGAACCAUAAUGUGAAAAGAACUAAAGAGUCAGCAAAUGUACCUGUUAAAACAAAUUCAGAAAAAGGAAAGGUGUCUUUGUCUAAUGAGACUUCUACUGAAAAUGACAAAAAGUCAUCCCAGGACAUUGUUAUGAAGUUUCUUAUAGGAGUAGCAUCUGUGACUCAAAAGAUGGAGAAGCAUGCAAAUGUAACAGAAGAGUUAAAAGUAAGAGAUAAGAAGCAACACAAAGGCCAUGAAAAAAACGUGUUGGAAAAGCAUCUAAAUGUAACUACGUCCACCGAGAAAGACAAAAAAACAAUCAAGGAGAGUGUUACACUUUUUAAAGAAGGAUUGUCUGGAAAGAAAAUGGUGGGGAAACACUCAAAUGUUACUACGUCCACUGAAAAAGACAAGAAACCAAGCCAGGACAGUGAGACACUUUUUAAAGAAGGAUCAACUGAAAAGAAACUGAUGGAAAAACACUCAGAUGUUACUUCUUCCACUGAAAAAGACAAAAAGCCUAGCCAGGGUAACAUCACACCACCUAAAGAAGGAUCAUCUGAAAAGAAAAUAAUGGAAAAACUUUCAAAUGUGACUACUUCCAUUGAAAAAGACAGGAAGUUGCGUCAAAGCAACAACCUACCUAAGGGCGGAUCAUCAGGAAAGAUAAAAGUAGACAGGUUUCUGAAUGUUACAGCUGCCAACAACAAAGAAAAGAAGUUACUAGAGGAUGAUGAGGCGACAGCUAAUAAAAAAGCAACAUCUGGAAACAAAAAAGGGGAAACACAUGUAAAUGUGACUGCUUCCACUGAAAAGGACAAGAAGCUAAGCCAGGGCAAUGUCACGCCUCUUAAAGAAACAUCAUUAGGAAAGACAAAAGUGGAGAAGCUUCUAAAUGUAACUAAUUCUACUGAAAAAGACAGGAAGAACCAAAGCAAUGUCACACCUCUUAAACAAAAAACAUCUAGAAUGAUAAAUGUUACAUCUUCCAGUGACAAAAGGAAGAAGGGAGUACCAGAGAAUAAGACAAAAGUUGUUAAGUUUACACUGGGAAAGGAAACAGCACAAAAACAUGUAAACAUAACUACUCCUACUGGAAAGGACAAUAAGCUGCACCAGGGCAAUGCUACACUUCUUAAAGAUGAAUCAUCUAGAAAGACAAAGCUCGACAGCCAUCUCAGCGUAACAACAUCCAUCGAGAAGGACAAAAAGUUACUACAGAGCAAUGAGACAAAAGUUCUUAAUGACGUUACAGCUGAAAAGAAAAGAGUGGAAAAACAUAGAAAUGUGACUACUUUCAGUGAAAGGGACAACAAGAUUUACAAGAGUAACACCACACUUAUUAAAGAAGGAUCAUUUCAAAAGGGAAACGUCGACAACGUAAAUGUAAAAAAGUCCAAUGAGAAAGGCAAGAAGUUUCUACAAGGUGACGAGACAACAGUUGUCACAAAAGAAAUAUCUGUAACAGAACAGAAGGAUGUAAAUGUAACUUCCACCAGCGAAAAAGACAAGAGUUUGCACCACAUUGUCAAAGAGGAUGCUUCUAGAAAGAGCAACGUAAACAGCGAUUUAAAAAAUAUCACAAUUUCUAAAACUCAUGUCGAAAGGACAACAAAAUUAAUUGACAUCGGACCAGUUGAGGUUCACAACAUAACUGCCACUGGGUUUGUUAUCACAUGGGAGGCUCCUCAAGGAUUAUUCAGGAAUUUCACAGUAACAAGGAGGGACGUUUGGUCAGGAAGAAGCAGUGAGGAUGAUGCAGAGGAAGCUGAGAAAAGCCAAGAGGAUGAUAUAAAAGCAGAUGAGUUAUACAGUUCAAACAGAACUGCUUCUAAAGUCUACAGUGGAAAAGUUGAUAGAAAGAGUGCAGAGAAGUUCUCACAGAUUCUUGCUGGAAAUGCUCGCUCCUAUCAUUUCAAGAAUCUUCGACCACAGAGAAAGUACUCUGUGUCCUUGUUCGGCUCCGGGCCUCAUGUACGGUCCAAAGUUCACCGUCUGUUUGUCUCCACAGGACCUGAACCACCAACAGAACUGCAUUUCAGCAACAUUACAGAAACAUCUCUCACCUUGUCUUGGAACAAACCUAAAAGCAGAGUAACAGGAUUCAAAGUCACAUACACCAAUUCUGCAAACGGGGUGACAGGAUCCAUGUCUGUUGACUCACAGUUGUGCCAUGUUCUCAUUUCCAAGCUCUCUGUUGGUUCCCGGUAUGAAAUUAGUGUCAGGUCAGUUAUGGGAGCUAUAGAGAGUGAAGCAACCACAGCCUCAGUUGUUACAGUACCUGACUCCCCCACUGACCUCCAGGCUGUGAAUGUCACAGACAGUAAAGCACUGUUGGUAUGGAAGCCUUCUCAAGCUAAAGUCGAUCAUUAUAUCCUCAGUUAUGGAUCUACAAGAUCCCCUAAUGUGACAGUGACAGUGAUGUUGUCUGGCACUUCUGUGGAGCACCAGCUCAGAGGUCUACACAGAUCUACACUCUAUGCAGUGAAGAUCAUGAGCCAAAUCAACAGUCUCCAGAGUAGCUCUGUUUCCACAACCUUCACAACAAAAAGUGGAGUGAAGCUUCAGGUAGUGACACCCACUGAAGUCACCUGGAAUUCAGCUUUGAUUUCAUGGAAGACCACUCUUUUAUCUUUCAAAAGCUAUAGGCUUACAUACCAAGUUGGAGAAGAGAUUAAGGAGGUGAUCCUAAAUCCAACUGUGUCCCAGUACGAGUUAACUGAUCUGGUGGCGUCUUCCCACUACACUGUAAAAGUAGCUGGAGAAAGUGAGGGGCAGUACAUCAGUGUCGUUUCCACUGCAUUUACAACAGCGCAACUGCCUUACCCAUACCCAGCCGAAUGCUCCCAGGUGCAGCUGAAUGGCAUGAAGAAGUCAGGAGAGGCUGAGAUUUACCCUGAGGGUAAAGAUGGAGAGGCAGUGUGGGUCUACUGUGAUAUGGAGACUGAUGGAGGGGGCUGGACAGUAUUCCAGAGGAGAGUUGAUGGAUCUACUGAUUUUUUCAGAGAAUGGAAAGAUUAUAGCAAAGGCUUUGGAGAGAUGAGUGCAGAAUUUUGGCUUGGAAAUGACAUCCUUCAUGCCCUGACUAGCAUGGAACCAAUGAGCCUGCGCAUCGAUUUGCGUUUAGGAAAUGACACGGCCUACGCUCACUACUCCAACUUCUCUGUGGGAUCGGAGGUGAAUUACUACACCAUUGAAGUGUCUGGAUACUCUGGCACAGCUGGGGAUUCAAUGAGAUACCACAAUGGUUGUCCUUUCUCAACUAAGGACAAGGGACCCAGCACUAACAGUGUCCAUUGUGCAAAGAACUACAUGGGAGGCUGGUGGUACAAGAACUGCUACAAAGCAAAUCUCAAUGGUGUCUAUGCAAUCUUCAUGAAGGACCAGGGAGUGGUGUGGAUUGACUGGAAGGGCAAGGACAUCUCCCUCUCGUUUACGGAGAUGAAGCUGCGGCCUGCCUCGCUGAGUCACGUGACCCCGAACACCCAAGGCUAGAACAUCUAGUGAAGAGCAGCCGCUGCAUGCAGAUACACUGUACAACCUUCAACACUUCACAUUCUACACCCACACUGUACACAACUAUAGGCAACAUAUAUCUACUUUUUUGCAGUUAUUAUGCCCCAUACUGUGACAAAGUUCAUAAAUAUCUAAUAUUAUAUAAAUAAUCAAUCAUUUAUUGAACAUAAUUUUUUAAAAUACUUUGUUUCAACUGGGUUUAUCUGCAGGACACAUAUUAUGUGCCACAUUAUCUACUUUCAUAUGACUGUAUAGUAAGGACUAUGUGCUAUAAAAACAUUCAGAGUGUUCUUUACACUGUUCCUGACUCACACCGCUACUGAAAUGAAUGCACUGUUACAUUUUGUUGGAUGUAAAGGUUACAGACUAUCAUUCUCUUCUGUUUCAUUUUUUAUAAAGAGGUUUUGUAGAAAUACCAAAUAAAUUGCAAAGGUCAGCAAA